Molecule: messenger RNA, 1724 nt
Organism: Magnolia sinica
Lineage: Eukaryota; Viridiplantae; Streptophyta; Magnoliopsida; Magnoliales; Magnoliaceae
Exons: 3
Coding region: 1274-1606 (110 amino acids)
Molecular function (GO): protein dimerization activity
Source: RefSeq, a predicted model, not a curated record
UGUGUGUCAUAUCCAUAUCGUCCAUUAAUUUGGAAAUAAUUUUUUAGGGCAUGAUACAAACAAUGAUGUAGAUCUAAAUCUUUAGUGGACCCCGCCACAAAAAAGUCGAGAGAGUGACGCCCACCAUUGAAACUCAUAGCAUUCUUGAGGGCCCAUCAUAAUGUUUAUUUGUGAUCUAAUCUGUUCAUAAGUCCAGGAAGAUAUGGAAUAAUGGAAAACACAAAUAUCAUCUUGACCAUCCAUAUCUUGUGGCCCUCAAGAAAUUUUUAAUGGUGAAUGUCACUCUCUCCACUGUUUUCUGUGGUGGGGUCCACUCGAGCUCUGGAUCUGACUCAUUUUUUGGCUCACGCCCUAAAAUGAUCUAUUCAAAUGGAUGGGUGGUGUGGAUAGAAAAAAUACAUCAUGGUGGGACCCACGUAACUUGGUGACGUCACUUCAGUAGCGAUUUAGAGUCGGUAUCUAAUCCGCGCCAGGAUUUAUAGCGGAAACGAAUUGGCUACUCUACGCAACACCAGCCUUUCGCUGGUGGUCAAUGCUCUAUGGGCCCCACCAUGAUGUGUGUGUUUCAUCCAUGCCUUCCAUCUAUUUUUUAUAGAUCAUUUUACAGUGUGAAACUAAAAAUGAGGUAUAUCCAAAUCUCAAGUGGACCACAUUACAAGAAAUAGUGUUGAAUGAGCGUCGACCAUUAAAAACAUUUUGGGGGCCAUUAAAGUUUUUGAUCAAGUUGAUUUUUGUUUGUUCCCUUCAUCUAAGCCGUCCAUCCCUUUUUCUCAGAUUAUUUUAAGCAUGAAAACAAAAUUGAGGCAGAUUCAACGCUAAAAUGGACCACACACAUGGUUAUUAAAUGCAACCAAGCUUAUUAUUUGGUAUUUGGUGUGGUCCACUUGAUCGUUGGAUCUACCUCAUUUUUGUGUGCAAGCCUUAAAAUGAUAUGAGCAAAAGGGAUUGACGGCUUGGAUGUACAGAUACUGCACAAUGGGCCCACCCACAGAACUGCCCGUUCGGGGCUAGAGACGGGCAGGGGUAUUCUAGAGCCCAUUUAUGUGGUGUUGAGGAUGGUGGACAAUGAGACAAAUCUGUCGAUGGGGUCGCUGUAUCCGUCUAUACAGCUGAUGAAAGAGGCCAUUAUUGUUAAAGCUCCCAAUGCAUAUAAGUGGGUGCAUGCAAUAAUAGACGACCGUUGGGAAAGGACGCUUUCUCACCCACUACAUCAGGCUGAUAAGUACCUAUAUGGAUUUUUUUCCAUAUGCAAUAAUAAACGAGGGUUGUACUGAUGUGUAUAUGUUGGUUUUCAUCGUAUUUCCUAAAUCCCAAAUACUACUACAGCCAGAACCUCUUCGAAGAUAAUUCAUUAAAGAGGGCUGUACAUGAGGUGUACGAUCACUUAUUCCCCCACUGUUCGGGGAAAGGCACCUUUGGUAGUAAGAUUGUUAAAUUCCGUGACGCGGUUGGAAUGUUUGGGUGUCACCCUGCGGUGAAGUCAAGGAACGCCAUGAUGGCAUGCGAAUGGUGGUCCAUGUAUGGGACUGACUGCGAGGUUUUACAACGACUGGCUGUCCGUGUGCUUGCACAGACGGUGUCCUCGUCACCCUGUGAAAGGAAUUAGAGUACAUUCUCCCUCAUACAUACAAAUAAACAUAAUAGACUAGGGUAUGAGAGGCUUCAGAAGCUAGUGUAUUGUCACUACAAUAUGAAGUUACGAGAGAGGCUGCUCCGCUCGGAAG